UUCCGCUAACCGGAAUUUUUCGAACGAGACUCGUCCGUCAGAUUGGAUCCUUCUCGGCGAGCCAGUCAGCUGAUUGCCGACGUGAGAGGGUUUCGUGAAAACAAUGCGGCCGAAUAGUGCGCGAUCGGUGCGCGCACACGUAAUAUUCAAGACUGACGGUCGCCGAAGAGGACACGCGUUUUACGAAUGAAAUAACGUUCGAGGAGAAGGUGAGAGAAAGGCCUAAGGAAAGAAAUCGAGUUGAUCAUGGCACGCGAGGAAGAAACGACGAUUUUCAGACGUUUCCAGGUCUUCAUGGAGGACGAAAUGGGAGCGGGCAAGCUCAUCACUUACGGAAUCGCCAGUGCUGGUUUACUCGUUGCAAUGUACAGAAUUCGGCCGUUCACGAGAUUCAAGAAGCCGUCCGACGUCCCGUCUCAUUUCCUACAGUCGCGUGUCCCGCUGCAGGGCACCGUGAUGCGCGUGGAACCGAGCGGUGGUGUUCUACUAAUGGUCGAUCACCAGCCUCUGCUGCCUCUCCCCUGGUUUAACCAAACGAGUCAGUUACCUGUCAAGAUCGGUGGCGUCGACGUCACGGGCAACGGUGUCAGUUGGCUGCAAACUGUAGUCAACAGGAAACUUGUAACGUUCGUGCCUAUAGUCAAGAAAAGAGAUUACUUGGAGUGCACGGUUGUAAUGCCACAGAAAGAUCAAGAUCCGUUAAAAAUUGGCGAGGAAUUAGUAAAGUUGGGUUUAGCCACAGUACAUGAAUCCGGCACAAGGCUGAAGGACAAGCAUGUCUCGGCGUACAGAAGAUCUCUAGCGAAUGCACAGAAAUGGGCUGCACGCCGGAGAAACGGACACUGGCAUUUUAGCAGACAACCAACAGUUGUCUGGAAAAUGCAAAUGUUCGUAAUAGAUAAGUUGAAGUCAUCGUUACCUGCUUACAUAGUGAGACAGCUUGAUCUUUAAUAGUAUCUGCCUUUCAUUUUGAUAUUUACAGAGUAUAUAUUUUCUCUUAAUUAUAUAUAAUUAAUUAUAUAUAGAAGAUAUUUUUCGAUAGAUCGCAUUCUACAGGAAUAUAGUAUUUAAAGCUUUCCUUUUUUUAAUAAAAAUCGUUUCAGUAUACUUUCCUACGUGUUAUUGACUUGUAGUAUCUCUUAGCGCGAAUAUAAAGAGAGUGUUAAUACUUA
Molecule: messenger RNA, 1172 nt
Organism: Dinoponera quadriceps
Lineage: Eukaryota; Metazoa; Arthropoda; Insecta; Hymenoptera; Formicidae
Exons: 6
Coding region: 247-951 (234 amino acids)
Source: RefSeq, a predicted model, not a curated record